ACAUCACCAAGCUUACCAUUAGAUCUACCUUCAUCUCUCCCACCCUUCAUCUUGAAUAUCCAAAGUAUCGAAAUAAUCAUGGAAUCGAAACCAGCUGGUAAUCUUAGUAUAGAUGGCAUUCAUGUCGACAUGGAGCACUUGAAGAAAGGCGAAGUCAACUUGGGGACUUCCAUUAUGGCAGCUCUCUUUGAUGGCGGUGUUAUCCUUGGCGCCGACUCCCGAACAACUACUGGCGCUUAUAUCGCCAAUCGAGUAACGGAUAAGCUAACCCAAGUUCAUGAUACCAUCUGGUGUUGCCGAUCCGGAUCUGCUGCUGAUACCCAGGCCAUUGCCGAUAUUGUCCAUUACUACCUGCAGUUGUAUAAUGUUCAAAACCACGAACCUCCAACCACCCAAGUCGCAGCCUCAAUCUUCCAAGAGCUCUGUUAUUCAAACAAAGACCAACUCCAGGCUAGUAUGAUUAUCGCUGGCUACGAUGCCCGCCAUAAAGGUGAGGUAUACUCGAUUCCCCUCGGAGGUUCGCUUCAUAAGCAGCGUUACGCAAUUGGCGGUUCCGGGUCGACUUACAUCUACGGUUACUGCGAUGCGAACUGGAAAGAAAAUAUGACAGAGGGAGAGUGUGUUGAGUUCGUGAAGGGCGCUCUAGCCGAGGCUGUUAAGUGGGACGGAAGCUCUGGCGGCGUUAUCCGCAUGGUGGUACUGACCGAGAGGGGUGUCGAGAGGAAGAUUUUCUUCCCUGAUGAGAAUUACAAGGGAAACGGACAAUGAUAGAUCUCAGAUAGCUGGAAAGCAAAAAUACCCAGCUUAUUAUGAA
This is a messenger RNA of Tuber melanosporum (Perigord truffle), 814 nucleotides long. RefSeq lists its product as uncharacterized. The record is from RefSeq and is a predicted model, not a curated record. Gene Ontology annotation, molecular function: threonine-type endopeptidase activity. The coding region runs from base 79 to 768 and encodes 229 amino acids. Gene Ontology annotation, cellular component: proteasome core complex. The transcript is spliced from 7 exons. Lineage: Eukaryota; Fungi; Ascomycota; Pezizomycetes; Pezizales; Tuberaceae.